UUAUUCCAAACGUUUGACCGCCAGUGCAUAUGCUGUUCAUUAUGCUGUGCAGAUGGUUUGUGGAAGACAGUGCAGGUGAAAGGAAGUCCUCCUACAGUCAGGACGUACCACACAAACUCCGCCUGUGUUGGAAACAGACUCUACGUGUUUUCGGGAGGCGACGCCGGAGCAGCUCCAGUCACUGAUCCACAAGUCCACGUCUUUGAUUCAGUCACUGCGACCUGGACGCAGCCACAGAGCACAGGGAAACCUCCUGCGCCGCGGCACGGACACGUGAUCGCAGCCAUCGGAUCGGACAUCUACAUACACGGAGGAAUGUCAGGAGAGACGUUUCACAACGACAUGUUCUUACUGAACACGGAAACUAUGAAAUGGGAGAAAGUGAAAGCGAAAGGCGAAAUCCCACCAGGAGUGGCGGCGCAUUCAUCCGUGAGCUUUGGGAAAAACAUCUUCAUCUUUGGAGGAAUGACGUCAGAAGGAGCCUCAAAUUCCAUGUUCAAGUUUCAGUGCGACAAACAGCGCUGGACGCGGCUGAAGUUUGAAGGAGAUCUUCCUCCGGGGCGACUGGAUCACUCCAUGUGUUUAGUGCCGUGGCGUGUGAAGACGGCGGGUCGAGAAACAUGUGACGCAGAUGUGCAGCAUCUGUGCUUCAUCUUCGGAGGAAUGGACACUCAGGGCGUCAUAUUCAACGACUGCCUCGUUACGCUGCUCACAUGACCACUAGCUUUAAUAUUCAAUAAACAUAUUCAAUCUCAAAACA
Megalobrama amblycephala (Wuchang bream) is the source of this 760-nucleotide messenger RNA. RefSeq names its product rab9 effector protein with kelch motifs-like. The transcript is spliced from 4 exons. The record is from RefSeq and is a predicted model, not a curated record. Lineage: Eukaryota; Metazoa; Chordata; Actinopteri; Cypriniformes; Xenocyprididae. The annotation marks the transcript as partial. Gene Ontology annotation, molecular function: protein binding.